Rotaria socialis is the source of this 299-nucleotide messenger RNA. Lineage: Eukaryota; Metazoa; Rotifera; Eurotatoria; Philodinida; Philodinidae. The record is from the annotation of a GenBank genome assembly.
AGCCGUCUUUGGGAAGUGCAAUUGACUAUUACUGACGAGAGUGAUCCACAACUGACUGGUCUUACUGAUUGCAUCAAACAGGAUGUUCGAGGUCCGACUGGAUGGUGUCGAAUGGGCCAAUUAAUGCUCAAAGUGGGUCAUUUCGAUCAAGCUGAGGAACUCUACAAUGAAUUACUUGGGAAUGCUUCUGAUGAUAGUGAUAGGGCACAUAUCUAUCACCAACUUGGGGUGAUGAAAUAUCAUCAAGGUGAAUACCAACAAGCAGUUACUUUCUAUGAAAAAUCACUCGAAAUCUACCG